Molecule: messenger RNA, 2353 nt
Organism: Microstroma glucosiphilum
Lineage: Eukaryota; Fungi; Basidiomycota; Exobasidiomycetes; Microstromatales; Microstromataceae
Product: OPT superfamily oligopeptide transporter
Exons: 3
Coding region: 1-2250 (749 amino acids)
Cellular component (GO): fungal-type vacuole membrane
Molecular function (GO): oligopeptide transmembrane transporter activity
Source: RefSeq, a predicted model, not a curated record
AUGGUAGAGCCGUCUUCGUCUACGCAGCCUUCUGAUGGGCAUUCAAACAGUCAUCCGGAGCUCACAGGGCGGGCGAUCAUCGUAGGACUCGGUUGUGGUGUGCUCAUCUGCUUCACCAAUUGCUACUUUGGGCUGCAGUCCAGCUGGAUCUCGAUGAGCAGUAUGCAAGCCGCACUCAUUGGCUAUGGACUCAUACAGCUCUUGCCGUGGACAUCAUCUACUUCCGCUGGGCGUUUCACGCCUCAAGAAAACGUUGUACUACAAACCACUGCUGUCGCAAUGGGAUCAAUGCCCUUGACUGUGGGCCUCAUCGGAAUCGUUCCCGCUCUACUGCAAAUCAGGCCAGAGAGGGACAACGGAGCUAUGCCAAUCAGAUUAGAUGGCUCGGACCUCCUCCUGUGGAGCGCCGCUCUGUCCCUCUUCGGCGUCUUCUUUGCGGUACCACUGAGGAAGAAGGUCAUCGUGAAAGAGCGAUUGACAUUUCCCAGUGGUACUGCCACAGCACAUCUCAUCUCUGUCCUUCAUCGGAGCACCGCAACACUUCGCAGGACUUCCCCGGAGAGGACCAUUCGGCGGCGACAUGGGCCUGGAGCUGGCCAUCCAGAGGAGCAGCAAAGUUUGCUGGGCAGUGCCUCUCUUUCUUCGUCUUCUCAGAAUUACCGCACAAUAGAUCCGGAAGAUGCAAGCGAAGACGAUGUUCUUCAAGGUGACCUGGGUUGGAAGACCCUUCUUGCCUCAUUUGCAGUAUCGAUUACUUUCACCAUCUCAUCUGCACUCUUUCCGGUUCUCUACGCCAUUCCCCUCUUUGACGUUCUUCCACCUCACAACUUGGCGGCCAAAUGGGGCUGGUACUUCACUCCUUCUCUCUCUUACGUAGGCCAAGGAAUCAUUAUGGGCCUGCAUACGACAGCUAGCAUGAUCGCUGGUGCCAUCUUUGGAUGGGCCUUUCUGAGUCCUCUUGCUCACCACAGCGGCUGGACGGAGGGACAACCGAUGAAUGCGGAGACAGGAUCAAAAGGUUGGAUCUUGUGGAUCUCUCUGGCCAUCAUGACCUCUGAAUCCCUCAUUGGACUGCUUGUUCUGGUCCUUACCGAGACCAAAGUCGGUGAUAUUGGUAAGAUCUUUAGCUUGGGCAAGACAGGGUCACCGCCUCACGGCUCCUCGGAGAAUGCGCAACAGUCUGCUGGAACGUCCGUCGUGCCAGCAGGGGAGGUGGACGAGCCCCCUCAUCGCCUACCACCUCCUCCAGCCGUCAUUGGCGGUCUCGUCCUCUCCUCCUGCUUUGCCCUCUUCGUCAUGUGGUACCUCUUCGGCGUUGAAGGCAUCGAGCCUUACACCACUCUCCUGGCCAUUCUCCUGGCCUUUGCCCUCUCGAUAUUGGCUGUGCGCUCUCUAGGACAGACAGACCUCAACCCAGUCAACGGUCUAGGCAAGAUCUCACAGCUCAUCUUCGCUGUGCUUCAACCUCACAAUCUGACGGCCAACCUAGUGGCCGGUGCCCUCUCAGAGGCCGGCGCCAUGUCUUCCGGCGAGCUGAUGCAGGACUUCAAAGCAGGUCACCUGCUGAGAGCUUCACCUCGAGCGCAAUUCUACGGGCAGCUCAUCGGAUCUAUCGGAGGCGUCUUCGUCUCGAGCUUCGCAUACCAGCUCUACCUCAAAGUGUAUGAGAUUCCAUCGCCUUCCUUUCCUGCUCCAGCCAGCCAGCAGUGGCUCAACUUCGCUAGGCUUAUCAGCGAUGGGACAAUACCGAAAGGGUCAAAGGGCUGGCUGAUCGGCUGUUCCGUGGUAUUCGCCGUUACUGGUAGUAUCAAGGCACUCGUGCAAGCGAGGGAGCUUGAGAGGGGCCGGCAAGACAAGGCGGCUAGGAGGGCCGGAGCAACCGGAAGGGACACCGAUGCAGAUGAGGACGAGAAAGCGACUGUUCCCACCUGGGAAACGUUUGCAUACUACCUCCCCUCUGGUGUCGCCUUUGCCGUUGGCAUUCUCAACACUCCCAAUUUCUCCAUCGCCCGUUUCCUGGGCGGGCUGAUCUCCUAUUGGUGGACCCGCCGGCAGCAACGGCGGCAAGGAGCUUCCUCUAAUUCCGCAUCGUCCCAGUCAUCGUCAAAGAUCCUGAUCAUCAUCCUGGCAUCUGGAUUUGUUCUUGGGGAAGGAGCCGGUUCCAUUGUCAAUCUCUUCGGCAAGAGCUUCGGCUUCCUCGGAAGCGUGACCUGUGCGGGCUGUAGAGGCAGUUGUGGUGGGGGUUGUUGAGCCGUCCGUCAAGUAGAAGACAAAUGAUCGUAUACCUUCGCUGUCCUCUAAAGUGAUGAUUGUGCAGCUGAACUAUGAUACACUUAUGCUAAAGAACCUCCUC